Molecule: messenger RNA, 2113 nt
Organism: Notolabrus celidotus (New Zealand spotty)
Lineage: Eukaryota; Metazoa; Chordata; Actinopteri; Labriformes; Labridae
Gene: traf3ip2l
Product: TRAF3 interacting protein 2-like
Exons: 10
Coding region: 274-1575 (433 amino acids)
Biological process (GO): humoral immune response; positive regulation of canonical NF-kappaB signal transduction
Source: RefSeq, a predicted model, not a curated record
GAGUCUGUCAGGGGAGCGGUGUUGCUCUCAUACAAAGUCAGGACUCAUAUUCAGCGUCAAACUUUAACCUGACGCGAGGAGAGAGGACGAGAAGGAAGGAAGGACACGUUUAUCUGUACCUGAAAGUCUUCUCACGGUUCACCUGAGCUGUUAAACUUCCAACCUGUGAACACGCACCAGGCUGAGUUACCUGUGGAGUUACAGCAGAGACGGAUCCAAGGAGCAGCUUUAACCGGACACACAUGGACGUCAGGAGGAGGAGGAGGUCCAGUGAUGCUGCCCGCUUCAGUCCACUCAGCUUCAGCGACAAUUAGUCACGUCAGCCAGCUGAGCAGGUACCUGAAAAUCCACAACACUCCUGAGGAGGACGAUGAAACCAUGAGCAUGGAGGAGCGAGAAGCAAGCAUCCUCCACAAGCUAGACUCCACCCUGAACCCUGAGGACCCAACCCUCCAUUCAGACCACCCCACCUUCCCCGACGACUCCAUGUUCAGCCAACACAGUGAGCAGAGACGCAGCCUGCCUCACCCUGGCCCGGGCUUCGGCGUGUACCAGCCUCUUCGCAGUCUACCUGCAGGGUACAGCCAGCCCACGCCGUACCCCAGCCAGGCAAACGGCUCCUGGCUCCACCCGAGCCUCGCCAGCAGCUGGUCGGGGUAUCCGAACAGUAUGGCGUCCGGUCUGAGUCAGAAAGAUUUCUCCACCUGCUCUGGAGACACCUGCCUGUCGGGGUGUAAGUCCGUCCCCGGCAGACACAGCCCGAGUCUGAGCAGCUUAGAGCAGCCGCUGUCUCUCUGCUCCAACCCGCCUUCAGCCAGCCUGUACCACCACACGCUGCCGCCGUACUCCUGCUCGCCGCAGGGAGCCGCCUGCUGCGCUCAGUGUCCUGACGGCUUCAACAGAGGGCCUAUGAGCAGCAAACUCCCCUGGCCUCCACACCAGCAGGAUUACGGCCCCUGCUACCCCAGAGACUACAGACUCCCUGGAGCUCGUUACACACACAUUGGUUACAAGCCUCCAGCUGCAGAGAAGCAGCCUCCGUGCAGCGCGCCGCUCUCUCUGGAGCAGAGGAGGGUCUUUGUCACAUAUGAAGCGGACAACGACAAACACGUCAAUGAGAUCAUCAACUUUGUUGCUCUGCUGCGACAUAACGGCUUCGAUACGCACAUCGAUAUUUUCGAGCAGCAGUUCAGUAGCAUCAGCACGAUAGACUUCAUGGAGCGAUACAUCAGUGAGAAAGAGUAUCUGAUCAUCAUCAUCAUCAGCCCAAAGUACUACGAGACGGUGACGGCCUCGCCUGUCGGCAUGGAGAGAGACGAGAGGACGUUCAACACCGUCUACAUCCACAAACAGCUCCAGAAUGAGUUCAUCCAGAAUGGAAGCAAGAACUUCAGGUUCAUUCCCAUCGUGUUCCCCGGGGCCAAAAAGUGCCACGUCCCCAACUGGCUCCAGAACACACACGUGUACGCCUGGCCGCGUGACCGAGACGACAUCCUGCGGAGACUGAUGAGGGUGGAGAAGUACAACCCUCCGCCGGUCGGGGAGCUACCCACCAUCGUCUCCAUCCCCAUAUAAACCCCCCCCCUGACCUUUGACCUCUGACCCAAACACACUCACGCACUGGACUGAACUGUUCUCUGAGGUGAAGGCUGGAUGUGCGUGACGUUUCUGAGUUGUUUUGAUGUUUCUGUUGCUGUGUGAACUCGUCUCCAGGGUUGUGUUUGUUACAUAAGUAUAAUGAGUUCCCAUAAAAUCCGUGUGACGCACAGAGAGAGAGAGAGAGAGCCGGUUUACAGAUGAUGUUUUUGUUCUGUGCAUCUCAUUAGUGUGCAUGUUUUCACCUCAGUCUGUUUCACCUGCAAAAAAACCCACGAGUCAUGUUUACUGGUGCUUCCUCAGUGUCCACUUGCAGCCUGAUCAUGUUGAGCUCUCUGAAAGCACAAUUUAAAAGUCAUGCAUGUCAUAGUAAAUUAAAAUGUUUUAUUGGAACGCACAUGUGCAUGCUAUGUGAUUAAAUAUUUGACAAACAUGAUGGACGCUCUGAGGACUGGAUGUUUGCAGAGCUGACCAGAAAAAGCUUUCAUUUGUGAAAAGUAAACUGACGGAUCUCCCA